Adineta steineri is the source of this 1428-nucleotide messenger RNA. The record is from the annotation of a GenBank genome assembly. Lineage: Eukaryota; Metazoa; Rotifera; Eurotatoria; Adinetida; Adinetidae.
AUGGCACUAGCAAAUAACAAAACAAAAUGUUUUACAUGUAAUGAAAAAAAAAUAACAUAUUGUUGUGAAGGAUGUUCAAAACGAUUUUGUUUAAUUCAUUUAACAGAACAUCGUCAAAUAUUAAAUAAAGAAUUCAAACGUCUUAUUAAUGAUUGUGAACAAUUUAAACAAAGAAUUAAUAAACCAAAACAAAAUCGACAAUAUCUACAAAAUCAGUUAUUAAUAAAACAAAUUGAUCAAUGGGAAAGAAAUUCUAUUGAAAAAAUUAAACAGAAAGCACAAGAAACUAGAAAAAUUGUCCUUGAUUCAUCAGAAUUAUUUAUUAAUGAAAUUCAAAUGAAAUUUAAUGAUUUAUCUCAACAAAUAAAACACAUGGAAAAAGAAAAUGAAUUUAAUGAAAUUAAUUUAGAAUAUUUAAGGAAUCAGUUAAAAGAAAUUACAGAAGAAUUAAAUAAUUCAUCAAAUAUUUCUAUUAAAGAAGAUUCACAAUCAUUUGUUAAUGAAAUUUCAAUUAUUUCAUCAAAAAAAUCAAAAUUCAACGAAUGGAUACCGAAUGGAAUCGCUGUGGCUGGUGGAAAUGGACAAGGACAAAAAUUAAAUCAACUCUAUAACCCUAAUGGAAUCUUUCUUGAUAAAAACAAAAAUAUUUUUAUUGUUGAUUGUUUUAAUCAUCGUAUUGUUGAAUGGAAAUAUAAUGCAAAAGAAGGACAAAUCAUUGCAGGUGAAAAUAAACAAGGAAUUCGAAUGAAUCAAUUGACCUAUCCAACAGAUGUGAUUUUUGAUCAACAAAAUCAUUCGAUCAUCAUUGCUGAUCAAGGAAACAGACGAGUAAUUCAAUGGUUAAAUCAUAAUCAACAAAUUCUCAUUCACAGUAAUAUUAGCUGUUUGGGCUUGGCAAUGGACAAAUAUGGAUUUCUUUAUGUUUCUGAUCAUAUAAAGAAUGAAGUGAGACGAUGGAAGAUGGGUGAAUAUAAAAGUGAAGGAAUUGUAGUGGCAGGUGGGAAUGGAGAAGGAAAUAAACUCAAUCAACUUCAUGGUCCAGGUUUUAUCUCUAUUGAUAACGAUCAAUCUAUUUAUGUAUCAGAUUGUGGCAAUCAUCGUGUGAUGAAAUGGAGAAAAGAUCAAAACGAAGGAACAAUUGUGGCUGGAGGAAAUGGUCAAGGAGCAAAUCUCAAUCAGUUGUCUUCACCUAAAGGAGUGAUUAUUGAUAAUUUGGGUCAAAUCUAUGUGGCAGAUAUGUGGAAUAAUCGAGUAAUGCGUUGGUGUGAAGAAAAAGAAGAAGGUGAACUUAUUGUUGGUGGAAAUGGUGAAGGAAAUCAAUCAAAUCAAUUGUUUUGUCCCUAUGGUUUAUCUUUUGAUGACGAAGGAAAUCUUUAUGUUGCUGAAGCAAGAAAUCAUCGAAUUACAAAAUUUGAAAUAAUAUUGUGA